ACUUGAAAGUGUCGGGAAUAUUUUCGGAUGCGGCCAAAAAGAUAGGGAGAUCUCUUGCGGCGGCCUUAUCAGUAAUCUGAGGUCACGGGUCAGGGGCCGAACUCUUAUCAAUUAUCAGCGGUGGCAAGGCGGCGGCGGCGGCAACGCGGACAGGCACAGUUUCGCCACGAACGCCGAGCGGCCAAACCAGAGAAGUCUGUAAAGGCCUUAAAAACAUGCAGCGAAUGCGCCCAAUCACACUGCCAAAUAAGCUUCGAUUGUGCUUUAGCCGGGACCUGAACACCGCCAGUCAGAAACUGGUUAACUCUGGAACUGGAACUCAGCUGGAAGUAGGAGGAGCUUUAACCCGCCGCAUCUUUGCCGCUAAAAAUCGGACGAUAUCGGCGGCACCAUCACCAUUAUUUUUCGCCGCGAUCAGAAGAUUUUCGGACUGCGAACAAAACACCUCGAAGAAGACCAUGCCGGACCAGAAGAUGCUGCAGGCCACUUUGGAGGAGAGCGAUCCCGAGCUGGCCAAUCUCAUCAAGAAGGAGAAGGAGCGUCAGCGCGAGGGACUCGAGAUGAUUGCCAGCGAGAACUUCACCUCGGUGGCGGUGCUGGAGAGUCUGAGCUCCUGCCUGACCAACAAGUACUCGGAGGGUUAUCCCGGCAAGCGCUACUAUGGCGGCAACGAGUUUAUCGACUGCAUCGAGCUGCUGGCCCAGAAACGCGGCCUCGAACUGUUCAACCUCAGCGGGGAUCAGUGGGGCGUCAAUGUCCAGCCAUAUUCGGGGUCGCCGGCCAAUUUGGCCGUCUAUACGGGCGUGUGCCGGCCACAUGACCGCAUCAUGGGUCUGGAUCUACCCGAUGGUGGCCAUCUAACCCAUGGCUUCUUCACGCCCACCAAGAAGAUCUCCGCAACAUCGAUCUUCUUCGAGAGCAUGCCGUACAAGGUGAACCCCGAGACGGGCAUCAUCGAUUACGACAAGCUGGCCGAGGCAGCCAAGAAUUUCCGUCCGCAGAUCAUCAUUGCCGGCAUCUCGUGCUAUUCCCGCCUGCUGGAUUAUGCCCGUUUCCGUAAGAUUUGCGACGAUGUCGGUGCCUAUCUGAUGGCCGACAUGGCCCAUGUGGCUGGCAUUGUGGCCGCCGGCUUGAUUCCCUCGCCGUUUGAGUAUGCCGACAUUGUGACCACCACCACGCACAAGACCCUGCGCGGUCCACGUUCCGGUGUGAUCUUCUUCCGCAAGGGCGUCCGUUCCACCAAGCCCAAUGGCGACAAGAUCCUCUACGAUCUGGAGGAGCGCAUCAAUCAGGCUGUGUUCCCAUCCCUGCAGGGCGGUCCACACAACAAUGCUGUGGGCGGCAUUGCCACGGCCUUCAAGCAGGCCAAGACACCGGAGUUUAAGGCAUAUCAGACGCAGGUCCUCAAGAAUGCCAAGGUCCUGUGCGAUGGCCUGAUCUCUCGUGGCUAUCAGGUGGCCACCGGCGGCACUGAUGUCCAUCUGGUGUUGGUUGAUUUGCGCAAGGCUGGUUUGACCGGCGCCAAGGCCGAGUACAUCCUGGAGGAGGUGGGCAUUGCCUGUAAUAAGAACACUGUGCCCGGUGAUAAGUCAGCGAUGAAUCCCUCGGGCAUUCGUCUUGGCACACCGGCCCUGACCACACGCGGUCUAGUCGAGAAGGACAUUGAGCAGGUGGUGGCCUUUAUCGAUGACGCCCUGAAGGUCGGUGUCGAGGCGGCCAAGGUGGCGGGUAGCCCCAAAAUGGCCGAUUACCACAAGGUGCUCGAGGAGAAUGCAACGGUGAAGGCGAAGAAGGAUGAGAUCAGCAAGUCGGUGGUGGAGUUCAGCAGGAAGUUCCCGCUCCCGGGACUGGAGACCUUCUAAGGAGACUGGAGACCUUCUCUGAUAAUUUUUACCUCUCUUUUGGCAGUAAAUUUUGUAGUAGUUAAGUCAUUAAACGCAUUUCGAAGCCAUUCUAACAUA
Molecule: messenger RNA, 1961 nt
Organism: Drosophila kikkawai
Lineage: Eukaryota; Metazoa; Arthropoda; Insecta; Diptera; Drosophilidae
Gene: Shmt
Product: serine hydroxymethyl transferase
Biological process (GO): L-serine catabolic process; protein homotetramerization; purine nucleobase biosynthetic process
Cellular component (GO): nucleus; cytoplasm; cytosol
Molecular function (GO): pyridoxal phosphate binding; serine binding; protein homodimerization activity
Source: RefSeq, a predicted model, not a curated record